This is a messenger RNA of Prunus armeniaca (apricot), 315 nucleotides long. Lineage: Eukaryota; Viridiplantae; Streptophyta; Magnoliopsida; Rosales; Rosaceae. The record is from the annotation of a GenBank genome assembly.
AUGGAGUCAGAACUUAUAGCUCUUGAUACUGCAUGCACUGAGGCUGAAUGGAUUAAGAAUUUUUUACUUGAGAUACCUCUUGUGAACAAACCCAUACCAGCUUUUUCUAUUCAUUGUGACAAUGAGGCUGUUAUAAAUUUAGUAAGACAAGCUCAUACAAAUAAGAAAAUGAAUAGACACAUUCAAGUUAGCUAUAAGUCUGCGAGAAGCCUAUUAAAUAAGGAAGUUGUAUCCUUGGAUUUUGUGAAGUCUGAAAAGAAUAUUGCUGAUCAGUUGACCAAAGGUCUAUCUAGGAAUGCAAUCCUACAAUCCUAG